This is a messenger RNA of Aspergillus campestris IBT 28561, 1284 nucleotides long. RefSeq lists its product as uncharacterized. The record is from RefSeq and is a predicted model, not a curated record. Lineage: Eukaryota; Fungi; Ascomycota; Eurotiomycetes; Eurotiales; Aspergillaceae. The coding region runs from base 1 to 1284 and encodes 427 amino acids. The transcript has 6 exons.
AUGAACCAUCAAAAUCUCGAUAUUUCUUACAACAGAGCUCAAUUGACGAGGUGCUUCGCUCAUCUUCAUGAUCAACGCGAAUGGAUGAAGGCUGUUGUUGCUCAUCAUCUUGGACUUAAAUCAUCUGAUGAAUAUUAUGUGGCAGGCGUAAGCUCCUGGCUUCAUGGCAGUUUCAAUGUCUGCAUACCUAUCAUAGUCAAGAGCUGGAAAGGCAAACGUGUUCUUCUCCGGUUUCCUCUGCCAUAUCGCGUCGGUGAGAGUUUCAGACCUGGAAAUUGCGACGAGAAAGUGCAAUGUAAAGCAGGCGCCUAUGCAUGGAUACAGAAUAAUUGCUCAGACGUGCCAAUACCAAAAAUAUAUGGCUUUGCUCUAUCCAGUGGCGAGACGUUCACCCGACUUGAAUCUCUGUCAUUUAUCUCACGCUGUUUCCAACUAUUGCGCCAAAGUAUCUUAUCAUUGUUGAAUGGAUCGGUUCCUUCAAACUAUGCCCACCAUCAGAGCAGAUGUUCAAUCUUUACCGGCAGUACCAUGAAAGUCGGCUACCUUUUGAUUGAGUUCAUUGAAGAGACACGUGGGAAGACCUUUUUCCAUGAUCUCUCCCGGAUCUUCUUGAACAUCACACGGUUUCCCUUGCCUAGGGUCGGUUCGUUCGUCAUUGACAUGAACGGAUCUUUGCGUCUCACAAAUCGGCCCCUCUCAGUUGAGAUUCAGCAAUUAGAGAAUGAAAAUAUACCGACUGAAAUAUCCCGUGAUUAUACAUACUUAACUGCUGACUCUUAUAUUACUGAUCUUUCUGUACUGACUGCGAUGCGAACAAUCUUCCACUCCAUUUUCGAUCGAGGCUUCCGCAGAGGUCCAUUUGUCUUUGACUUCACAGAUAUCCAUCAAAGCAAUAUCUUUGUCGAUGCAGAAUGGCAUAUUACAUGCCUGGUUGAUUUGGAAUGGGCUUGCACCCAGCCUAUCGAGAUGCUCGGGCCACUAUCUUGGCUCUCAGACAAGGCUCCGGUUGAUCCUGGGCCAUUGCGGCCGCGACUCACCAAUCUAAUGGAGCGAUCUUGGGAAAAGGGAGCAUUUUGGUACUCGCUGGCUCUCUCGAGCCCUUCAGGUCUUUUUACGAUAUUUACUAAACAUAUCAAACCUCUAUUCUGCAAAGAGUUUGAUGAAGAAUUUGAGGUGGUGAUGCCAUUUUUCUUCGAAAAGAACAUCGGUAAUAUUGCAGGUCGCAAACUUGCGGAUAAGAAAGCUUAUGAUAAAGAUCUCUGGCAAGCAUUCAAUGAGAACUAG